Labeo rohita (rohu) is the source of this 2832-nucleotide messenger RNA. It is a transcript of the gene zdhhc8a, whose product is annotated as zinc finger DHHC-type palmitoyltransferase 8a. The record is from RefSeq and is a predicted model, not a curated record. The transcript has 10 exons. Lineage: Eukaryota; Metazoa; Chordata; Actinopteri; Cypriniformes; Cyprinidae. Gene Ontology annotation, biological process: protein palmitoylation. The coding region runs from base 114 to 2003 and encodes 629 amino acids. Gene Ontology annotation, molecular function: palmitoyltransferase activity.
CUGCUGUGAUCUGAGAUGUGUGUUUGCUGCUGCUUCUGAUGAUGAUGAUGAAGGUGUGUUGUGUGUCUGAGAGUGUGAUUGUCUGAGUGAUUGAUGGCUGUAGCGGAUGCAGGAUGCGCAGGAGCAGCGCUUACAUCCCAGUGUCCACUGCUGCCGCUCUGCUGGUCACUUCAUCCACGCUGUUCUUCGUCUUCACGUGUCCGUGGCUCAUGGUAAACGUGUCUCCUGCUCUUCCGCCAUGCGUCGGGAUCGUCUUCCUCUUCGUUAUGGCCAACUUCAUCAUGGCGAUGUUCAUGGAUGCCGGCGUGUUCCCGAGGGCGAAUGAGGACGAGGACAAGGACGAGGACUUCCGUGCGCCGCUCUACAAGAACGUGGAGGUGCGCGGCGUGCAGGUGCGCAUGAAGUGGUGCGCUUCCUGUCACUUCUACCGUCCGCCGCGCUGCUCGCACUGCAGCGUGUGUGAUCACUGCGUGGAGGAUUUUGACCAUCACUGUCCCUGGGUGAACAACUGCAUCGGGAGACGCAACUAUCGCUUCUUCUUCCUCUUCCUCCUGACUCUGAGUCUUCACAUGGUGGGCGUGUUUUCCGGCAGUCUCCUGUACGUCCUCGAUCAUCUGGAGAACCUGUGGGAACUGCACGCCGCGGUCACGCUGGCGGUCAUGAGCGUUUCGGCUCUGUUCUUCAUUCCCGUCUUGGGUCUGUCCUGUUUUCACCUGGUGCUGGUGGCGAGAGGACGCACCACAAACGAACAGGUGACGGGGAAGUUUCAGGGAGGAGUGAAUCCGUUCACACGCGGCUGCUGUCAGAACGUGCAGUUUGUGCUCUUCAGUCCCAUCACGCCGAGAUACACUGAGAAACUCAGUGACAGAUUGCCGCUUCACAUUCAGCCUCCUUUCCAUCACCCAGAAUCCCACAAACUGAGCCCUGUGAAGAGCACCGACAGCGUCCCGAGUCAAACACUCCCGGUCAAGUCUCUAGAGGAACUAGAUUCUCCAGACAGCAAACGUCGGACCAGUCCACCUCCGCUGCCCCCUAAACCAGAUCCAGUCCUGCUCAAAAACCAUUUGGCAGCGCUGGAAGAGAGUUUGCUCCAGUCCAGAGCUCUAAUGCCUUCAGGACACAAUAUGAAUCCACUUCAGACUUCAGAGUCGCCAAACAAAGUGCUCUACCAAGUUCCCAGAGAUCAGAUGGGGUCGAGGAUUUCUCCGCUGGUUCCUCAGGAACACGCGUCUGAACCCAGUCUGCUCCAGUCUGAGAAUCACAUAAACACCCUGACUCUGAACUCACGCUCGCUCAGUCUCAAACACUCCAGCCGCCGCGGAUCCCAGCGCGCCGAAAUCCCACACGCGUCCCAAAACGUCCUCAGCGGCCGAACGGGGAGCCUGUCCUACGACAGCCUGCUGCGUCCCAUCGGCGUCCAGGCGCCGUUUUUACCCAUGGAUCCGUCUCUGUCCCGCGGCUCCGUUGACAUGCAACGGCUUCCGGUGCGCAACUGCAGCCCGGUGUUCAUGCACAUCAGUCGCGAGCCGUCGCCCGUCCGCUACGACAGCCUCCCAAAACCGCUCAUGAGCUCCAUCCAGGAGCGCCGUGAGCCCGACGACAGGGACAAACCUGCGCAGGCGUCUCUCGGGCCGCACGCCGGCAUCUACGACACUCCCAGCAGACGCAGCCUGCCGCUGGACUUCCGCGGACCGGCGUCUCGCGGCCCGACUCCUCCGGCGUACGGCUCGCGGGAGUUCCUCCUGAGCAGCGCGGCGUACGGCUACGGGAGUCGCUCGCAUCUGUCUUCCUCCUCGUCUUCGUCGCUCACCCGCGCGCCUCGGACCGCCAGCUCGCCGCUGCACUUUAACCGCUCUCUAUCGCCCUCUAUCUAUCAGUCUCUGGAUCGACAGUCGCAGCUCCCUCCAUCCACAUUCCCCGCUGCUCCUCCCACCUCCUCCUACGGGCCGCAGAAAGCACUGGCUUACAUCAGAGGAGGAGAAAGACCCGAACCAGAACUAUGAGUCCUGACGAGAAAACCUGGAAAUUAUAGGGAAAUUUAAAGGGAUAGUUCACCUAAAAAUAAAAGAUAACCAAACAGUCCCCAUUGACUUCCAUAGUAGGGAAAAAAUGUUACGGAAGUGAAUGGCUACCAGCAACUGUUUGGUUAUGAACAUUCUUCAAAAUAUCUUUCGUGUUCAACAGAAGAAAGAAACCCAACAACCUGAGGGAGAAUAAAUGAUGACAGUUUUGAUUUUGGGGUCAGCUAUCGCUUUAACAGUGAUGAUCCGGUCAGGAAAAUUUCAAUUGGUCUACAGAUUUCUUGGUUAAAACGUGUUGGAAACUCUGUAGAGGUGCCGAUAUCCCAUCAGGAUUCUUACAGUGAACUAAAACCAACAACAACAACAAAAAUUGUUACUUUAAAUAAAAUAAAAUAAAAAAAUAAUUACUUAUUUCAGCUAUUUUUAAGGCAUAAUUUCUCUUUUUCAUUUAAUAAUUCAAAUUAAUAAAAAUGACAGACACUUAAAAACAACAAAAAUGCAAAAUAUAAAAUAUAUAAAAUAUAAAAAUAAAAUUUAAUUACAAAAAAAAAACAUAUCUGUGAUACUAAAAUAACUGUAUCCCAUAUUUUUUUUAAAAUGUAUUUACAGGAAUAUAUUGCAGUCAGAUAUUAUAUCUACGAGCCAGAAAAAUGGGAUUUAAAACUCUUUUAAUAAUAAAUUUUAAUAACUCAAGAAUAGAUUUUGCCAAGACAGUAGCCAAAGUGGCAUAGCAUUAAUAAAGAAGCAAAUCUAUAAGCAAGAAAUUAUUUUACUACACUAAAAGACAGGAAAAACAUCAUUCUGUGCUUUA